UCAAUUGUCAUUUGUCAACAGUUAAAGUAUUUUCUUCCAUUUAACAGUUUCAUGGACUUAAUCAACAUGCUUGUUUAUUGUUUUGGGUUAGAAUGCUGAUGUGCCGCUGUAUCAUGCUGCAUGGUAGGCUACAGAGAGAAAGUAAUAUUGUGAUCUUCUGUUUUACUCUGCUGAAAAUAUUUUCUACCAUCAUGCCUCUUAGGUCAGAUUGCCUUAUCAAAACCAUUCGCUCAGAAGGCUACUUUGGUAUGUACAGAGAGUUGUAAAGUAUGUUUCCUCAUGUGACCUCGACACCCCCCACAGCCAGAAACUAACUUUGCUGCGAGAGAUGCUGGCGGGCUGUGGAGCAGGUACCUGCCAGGUCAUCGUUACCACCCCAAUGGAGAUGCUGAAGAUUCAGCUACAGGAUGCUGGUCGAAUAGAGGCCCAUUGGAGGGUGAUUGCACAGACACGGGACCAAGCUGCUUUGGGUAGACUGGAACCGAAGUCUCCCACAGCCCGUCAGCUCACCAAAGACCUUGUGAAGCACAAAGGAAUCACUGGAUUGUACAAAGGCCUUGGAGCCACCUUACUAAGGGAUGUGCCUUUCUCUGUCAUCUACUUCCCUUUGUUUGCCCAUCUGAACAAUUUGGGAAGAGGUGGGACAGAAGGACCUGCCCCACUUUAUGUCUCCUUCAUCUCCGGCUGCGUUGCAGGCAGCACUGCUGCUGUGGCUGUCAACCCUAUGGAUGGUAUCUGUGUCAUGAUGCUCUCUAUUGUGUGUUGUAUGAGAAUCUAUCUGUAUGAGUCUGUAUGAGUGCACAGGACAGGAUAUGUUUGUAUUCUUGUAUGGAUGCAAUACCUUUGAACAUUGACUGCUUAACCAUUUGGUAGAGCACACUUUAAAGCAACACCAAAGAACUUUUCCUCUGUCGCACGCACUAUUUGUUUAUCCAGCACCAGCUUUGCAAAUA
This is a messenger RNA of Alosa sapidissima (American shad), 953 nucleotides long. It is a transcript of the gene slc25a22b, whose product is annotated as solute carrier family 25 member 22b. Lineage: Eukaryota; Metazoa; Chordata; Actinopteri; Clupeiformes; Clupeidae. Gene Ontology annotation, molecular function: L-glutamate transmembrane transporter activity; L-aspartate transmembrane transporter activity. The coding region runs from base 329 to 796 and encodes 155 amino acids. The transcript has 5 exons. The record is from RefSeq and is a predicted model, not a curated record. Gene Ontology annotation, biological process: malate-aspartate shuttle; aspartate transmembrane transport; L-glutamate transmembrane transport.